UUGUUGAAUCGUUGAUAGAAACCAGAGAACAGAAUGUUACCUCGCCAGAGACAAUUUUAUAUUUCCUUAGUAUAAAUUGUCGAUAAUCAAGAACAAUACUCGUAGUGCAAUCAAUAACAUUCCAAAAUUUCCGACGUUGAUAUGUAUGCAUUAAUUAAACAUUUGGAUAAAUCCAAGUUUUCUAAGAAAAGUGUUAUUUGCAGAAAAUUAAGAAAUUUUCACUCUACAUAACUUGAAGGGUAUAAAUAUAAAUGCUGAACGAAAUAAAACUUCAGUAUGUUAAGACCAAUUUCAUUCAAUUUCAUUAGGCGUUAUUCUAGAUUGAAUAAUUUUGAAUUAGAAUAUUUUUGUUCAAGCCAAAAUAUUAAUGAAAUUGAGCAAAACAUAGCUCAAAGGAAAGGAGUUGGAAACAUUAAGCGAGUUUGUGAAUUGUACGACCAAUAUAAAUCAGUAAACAAAGAAGAAAAAACUACCAUUGAAAAUGAGCUUAUCUCAGAAAUAUUGAAAAUUCCUAAUAGAACACAUCCUGAAGUAAUGAAAAAUUCUAUUGAUGGAAAUUCAACGAUUGUUAAACUCAUUGGAGAAAAGAAAGUAUUCAAUAAUAAACCUCUAGAAUUUCAAGAGAUAGCCAAACGAAUGAAUCUUGUUAGAACUGAUCAAUUGGGUAAUUACUCUGGUAGUAAAAGCUACUAUCUCCUAGGAGCUAUGGCAAGUCUAGAAAGAGCCCUUGUACAGUAUGCUAUGAAAACACUAAUGGCCAAUAACUUUGAGCUCAUAUCAGUUCCUGAUUUGAUACCUAGAGAACUUGUAGAGAAAUGUGGUCUUCUUACUUCAGGCGUUAGAAAUCAAGUGUUUGUUUUAGAUGAAAAAUUGCAUCAGAAUAAUAUUUGUCUAUCAGGUACUUCAGAAAUGUCACUUGCUGGUUUGUACAUGAAUCAUAUAUUUGAAGAAGCUGAACUUCCUAUUAAACUAGCAGCUGUGAGCAGAUGUUAUAGAUCUGAAACUUCAAAUUUAGCUGAAGAGAGAGGACUCUAUAGAGUCCAUGAAUUUACAAAAGUGGAAAUGUUUUUGAUAGUAACUCCUGAACAGUCUGAUUCAAUGUUAGAAUAUAUCAGAAAUAUCCAAGAGGAUCAUUUCAGUCUAUUAGACCUACAUAUGCAAGUUCUUGAUAUGCCUCCUGAUGAACUCGGUGCUCCUGCUUAUAGAAAAUAUGAUAUAGAGGCAUGGCUUCCCGGAAGAGAGUAUUAUGGAGAAAUUUCUAGUUGUAGUAAUUGUACUGAUUAUCAGUCAAGAAGAUUAGGUAUUCAGUAUAGGAAUAAAAAUGGUGAACUGAAAUUUGUUCAUACCUUAAAUGGGACUGCUUCUGCAAUUCCAAGAUUGCUGAUAGCCUUAAUUGAGACUGGUCAAAAGGAAAAAGGUGUUGUUGAAUUACCCAAAGUUCUUCAUAAAUAUAUGCAUGGACAAGAAAUUAUAAAAAAACAGACAAAGAUACCAACACUUAAAUUAAUAAAGAGCAAACAGUAAAUAUUU
Molecule: messenger RNA, 1530 nt
Organism: Harmonia axyridis
Lineage: Eukaryota; Metazoa; Arthropoda; Insecta; Coleoptera; Coccinellidae
Gene: SerRS-m
Product: serine--tRNA ligase, mitochondrial
Exons: 4
Coding region: 277-1524 (415 amino acids)
Biological process (GO): mitochondrial seryl-tRNA aminoacylation
Cellular component (GO): mitochondrion
Molecular function (GO): serine-tRNA ligase activity; tRNA binding; ATP binding
Source: RefSeq, a predicted model, not a curated record